AAAUGGAAGCCGUCGCUGGAGCGAGACCCCGGCGGCCUCUCAGGCUCCCGGCGCAGGAAACAGCUGGGUAAAGUGAAGGAGAAGAAGAAGCCGGGGAGGCCACCGAAACACCCGAGUGCCAGGGCCCGGAGCAGCGUGCUCUGCUCCAAGAGCCGGCGGAACCGCAAGUGCGGGGAGUGUGAGGCCUGUCUGCUGAAAGCCGACUGCGGCCGCUGCGACUUCUGCCGGGACAAGCCCAAGUUCGGCGGCGAGAACCUCAAGCGCCAGAAGUGCCGCUGGAGACAGUGCCUGCGCUUCGCAAUGAAGCGGCUGCUGCCGGCGGUGUGGAGCCGCGGGCAGGCGGAGGAGGGGGCGGGGGCGCUAGCCCCCCGGAAGGCCUGGAGGCGCAGGAUCGGCCGCAGCCGCCAGCCGGCCCGGAUCAAGCAGGUGGGGCGGCGGGUCAAGGGGAGCGGCCAGCAGCGCUGGGCUCGGGGCAGUGCCCCGCCGCAGGAGAAGGAGUGCCCGCCGGGUGGGGAGCUGCGGUUCCUGGCGGAGAAGGGGGUCGCCGAGGCGCCCGGGCAGCUGGUGCUGCUGAAGGAUCGGCCGGGCAGGGACUUUGUCCUGCUCCGCGACGCCCCCCAGAGCUUCCCCCUCCUGCUGCAGCACGUGAAGGAGGAGCCAGCCACACCCCCGCCCCCUGCCCACCUGGAGGAGCCGGCCCCCACCCUGCUCCGUGCCGCCCCGCCCCUGGUGAAGCAGGAGAAGGUGGAGCCUGGAUGGGACCUUGCACCGGUGCCGGCCGGGGUGCCCCUGCGGAUGGAGGGCCGGGGGCUGGCCAGGGAAGUGGUGGUAUUGGACCCAGCUGACAAGGACGAGGAGGAGGAGGAGCGCACCCCGGUGAUCAUGGAGAUCUACAGCCUGGGGGCGCUGGCGGGGCGGGCGCCCCUGGACCCGGUGCUGCGGGAGUUCCUGGCCGAGCUGCAGGAGAUCCCGUUGCCGGCCCAUUGGGAGGUGCAGCCGCCCCUGGGGGGGCCCGACCUGCGGCUGGUCCAGCGCUCGGCCCGCUCCACCAUGGCUGCCACCGUCAUCCACAUCCGCCCGGGCCUCUUCUUCCAGGUGGUGGCGCGCCAGCUGCCCGUGCCCCCCGAGCACGAGGUCUACGCCAGCCACCCCGCCCGCCUCACCACCGUGGACGAGGUGGUGGAGCUGAUCUGCGACCUGGAGGCCUAUCGGCUCUGCCCCGGCUGGCCGGCCGGCUGGCACGCCGGGCAGCGCUCCCAGGCCUGCGACGUGCUGGUCUACUCGGGCUGCUGCCCACAGUGCCGCCUCAACCCAUGGCCCUCGGGCAGCGCCGGCCCCUAGUGCCCCCCGCGCCCCCAGAGCUUCUAUUUUUGACACUGGAAUCGGCUGGACCCUGCCGGGUUGGGGGUGAGGGGGGGGCAGAGGUGGGUGCGGCCGGGGGGGGGGGGGGUGGCGGCGGCACCAGUUUGUUUUCGUUGCUUGUUUGUCCCCCUUCCGGGCCGGGGGAGGGCUGAAGGGACAUUCUCCCCCCCCCCAUGGUCACAUGAGCGGCUCUAGCCAAUGAGGAGCUCUCUCCCCGUGAACCCCCCCAGGCAGGGCAGAGGGCUCCUUCUUCCUGAACCCCCCCCCUGCCCCCUUUGCAGUGACUUGGGGGGCAGGAAUUUCAGACGCCAUCUUAACUUGCUUUAACCCCCCCACCCAUUGACCUGGGUCUCCCACCUCCCCCACCCUUUGUGGGGGGACAGACCCAUGCCACCUUCUCCCCCCCCCAAGUGAUAGCUUCAUCUCCACCAUGGGGGGGGUACUCCCCCUUUCUCCCUCUCCUCCCCCCCCUCCCAGUUUAGGCUCCUGUUUUAAAACUUGAAUUCUUCCUUGGUGGCGAUUUUUCUGCUGCAGGGGGGAGGGGACAGCUCCCGGGGGGUGGGGGGGGGAAGGUUAGAGGACACGGGUUGCUCGGGGGGGGGG
This is a messenger RNA of Trachemys scripta elegans, 1965 nucleotides long. Its product is annotated as methyl-CpG-binding domain protein 1-like. The record is from RefSeq and is a predicted model, not a curated record. Lineage: Eukaryota; Metazoa; Chordata; Testudines; Emydidae. Gene Ontology annotation, molecular function: DNA binding; zinc ion binding.